Cetraspora pellucida is the source of this 629-nucleotide messenger RNA. The record is from the annotation of a GenBank genome assembly. NCBI's taxonomy places the organism in Eukaryota, Fungi, Glomeromycota, Glomeromycetes, Diversisporales, Gigasporaceae.
AUUUAAUUCAAGAGUGGAAUUUUGUUCGUAUAUUACUUAAAAAUUUUGCAUUAUUAAAGCUUUUAGAUGCUUGGAAAGCAUUAUAUCAAAAAAUUCCAAAUUUUUCUGUUCUUUAUCCUAAUUCUUAUAAAAUUGUUGAAUUAUUUCUUAUACUCCCACUUUCUAAUGCUGUAGUAGAGCAUGGUAUGUAUACAGAUCAGAAUGAUGUAAAGAUGCUUACUUAUUCAAUUUUUGGACACAUUUAUCAUAUUUGCAAAAUAGAAGAAGCUUUCACUUGCACCAGUUCUGGUGGCAGAGACCUAAAAGGCACCAAGAGUAAUCCAAAGAAUUUAAGAACUGCACUACAAUCAAAAGAUCAAGAAUUAGUCAUGGGCAAUCUUGCUUUAAUGAUUUCUUGUAAAACAAAGAGACCUAUUCGUGAAAGUAUAGGAAAAAGUGAAUAUAAGGUGUACAAAUAUACUUUCAAGAGGAUGAAGGGACAACUGCCACUCAGGACAUGUUUUAUGCUGUUAGACAAAGAUGAAGACAAAAGUGAGGAUGAAAACAAGAACAAAGGUGAAGAUAAAAAUGGAAAUGAAGAUAGGAGCGAAGAUGAGGAUGGUAAUACCAAAAAAAAGUUGAAAUUAUAA